AUGGAGGAUGUAUUGUACAGGUUGCUGAAUAUUAUCCAGUUCUUAGCCAAACAGAAUCUGGCCUUCAGAGGACAUCGAGAAGACAUUCGAGGAGAUGAUAGUGGCAAUCGCGGGAACUUUCUAGAGUUAGUGCACCUCCUAGCUGAAUACGAUCCUCUUCUAAUGGAACACCUGACAAAGAUAAAGCUGGGAGCAAGAGUUACACCAGACAUCUCCCACAAUGACCAAAUGAGCCAAGUUCUGCGAUACGUACAUAUCGAAGGAGAAAAAGUCGCUGUGGUAGAAUCUUUCAUUGACUUCUUCCAACCAAAAGGAAAAAAUGCAGAAGAUCUCAGCAACGAUAUAAUCGCGAAGAUAACAUCAGACGGACUGGACAUACAGAAUCUGAGAGGACAGGCUUAUGACAAUGCUGCCACAAUAUGGAACGCUUUGGUUGCCGUCACAGGUCAAGCAGUGAAACGAGUCACUGAAACGCGUUGGAGCGCUAGACAUGUAGCUGUCAAGAUGCUUAAAAAUAAGUUUGAGGGAGUUCUUGAGGUACUGGAACAAUUAACAGAUUCAUCUCAAACUUCCGAAACAAGAUCGGGAGCCAGUCUUCUCCUGACAGCCAUGCAGUCAUUUAACUUCCUAACUUUUCUUGGCUUUUGGGCUGCAGUGCUACCUGAAGUAGAUGACGCACAGAUUUACCUGCAGCAACGAGGACUAAGUGUGGAUAAGUGUGCUCAGAAACUCUGCGCUUUGAAAACCCUCUUAGUGGAAAGUAGAGACCGUUUAGUGCAAGAAGCAAUUGACUUUGCUAAGACUCUUUGCGAAAAACUCGGAAUCGAACUCAAAACGAGAAGAAUUCGCAGGAAAAAACGCAUGCAUGGCGAUGAAUCUUCUGCAGAUGCAGCUUUGUCUCACGAGCAGGAAAUCCGUCGAGAGGUGUUCGCAUCAUUGGACAAGAUCAUUCAAGAAAUGACGACUCGAUUCCAGCAAAUUCAAGAAAUAUCGGACAAGUUCGGAUUUUUGAUGCCAGCAAAACUUUUGGACAGCAAGUUCGAGUGUGAUCUUUCCCAUGUAUUAGAAGACAUCGACAAGGACGAGUUUCAGAUGGAGCGGAAGCGUCUCCAGCAAUUUAUUGCCUGUUCUGAAUCAGAGGAAGAUAUAAGUGGUAAAGGACCACUGGAGCUCCUCCAGUUCAUUCAAAAACUGAAUCUCGGAAUUUCGGUUCCAAAUAUAGUCAUCUUGAUUCGUAUAUAUUUGACUUUGGCGAUUAGUGUGGCAAGCUGUGAGAGAAGUUUUUCGAAGUUGAAGCUAAUAAAAAAUUACCUCAGAUCUACUAUGAGCUCCGCUAGAUUAUCAAACUUGGCUAUAUUGUCGAUUGAACAAGAAUUGGCUGCUAAUAUUGAUUUUGACAAAGUUAUUUCUGACUUCGCUGCUCAUAAGGCUCGUAGAAUCCGCUUGUAA
Molecule: messenger RNA, 1449 nt
Organism: Trichoplusia ni (cabbage looper)
Lineage: Eukaryota; Metazoa; Arthropoda; Insecta; Lepidoptera; Noctuidae
Exons: 3
Coding region: 1-1449 (482 amino acids)
Molecular function (GO): protein dimerization activity
Source: RefSeq, a predicted model, not a curated record